AAGAAGAAAUAUAUAAACAACUGAUUGUCAUACAUCCAUCCAAGGCAUUUGAGUCUUAAGUUCAGAUAGUGAAUUUUUCAAUUUAAAAUUAUUAGAAAAAUUAAGAAGAAUUUGAAUUUUGCGAAAUGGCUCAUUAUAAGGGUGCUGCUAGCGAAGCUGGACGUGCCGCUCAGCUUAUGAAAAAACGUGAAAUUGCCCAACAGGAGAUUGAGUUUCGUAAAAAAAAAAUUGAGGAAGAGCUAAAAUUGGAUAAAAUUGAAAACAAAUUCGCUACACAUUAUGAUGCAGUGGAACAGCAGCUUAAAACUUCGACCAUUGGUCUGGUCACGUUGGAUGAAAUGAAAGCCAAGCAGGAGGAUAUAGUUAGAGAACGAGAGAAAAAAUUAGUCCAAAGGAAAGAUGAAAAAGAGCGAGAAAAAUUACGUAUUUUAGAAGCUAUACAAGCUGAAAAGAAUAAACAAAAGAGACAAAUUCAGGCCUUAUCGUUUACUUUCAGUGACGAUAUUGAAGAUGAAGAGGCGGACGAAGAAAAUUUAGAGAACGGUUCUCAUGCAGGCCAUAAAGAAGAGAAAGAAAUUCAGGAGCCAGAGAAAAGGAAAUGGACUGAUAUUAAUCCCCACGAUGAACAAUCAGCGGCUAAAAAGAAGAUAUAUAAGAAUCCUGAUGUCGAUACAAGUUUCUUACCUGACCGUGAAAGAGAGGAACAAGACAAUCGUUUACGCGAACAACUGCGGCAAGAAUGGGUCAUGCAACAAGCUGCUCUAAAAGAUCAGGAAAUUCCCAUUACCUUCAGUUAUUGGGAUGGGUCAGGUCAUCGGCGUAGCGUCGUAAUGAAGAAGGGGAACUCAAUAUACCAAUUUUUACAACGUGGCCUCGAGUUACUGCGUAAAGAGUUCAACGAAUUAAAAACUGUAAUGGCCGAUCAAUUAAUGUACGUGAAAGAGGAUUUAAUAUUGCCACAUCAUUACACCUUUUAUGAUUUCAUCGUCACCAAAGCAAGAGGCAAAUCAGGACCUCUAUUUCAAUUUGAUGUUUACGAUGACAUACGUUUGACAAGCGAUGCGUCAGUAGAAAAGGAAGAAUCCCAUGCGGGAAAGGUUUUGUUACGCUCAUGGUAUGAACGUAAUAAACAUAUUUUUCCGGCCAGUCGUUGGGAACCAUAUGAUCCAACAAAAUCCUACGAUAAAUACACAAUUAAGGACAAAAGUAAAAAAUAA
Messenger RNA from Glossina fuscipes, 1217 nucleotides. Its product is annotated as protein FAM50 homolog. The record is from RefSeq and is a predicted model, not a curated record. The transcript has a single exon. Lineage: Eukaryota; Metazoa; Arthropoda; Insecta; Diptera; Glossinidae. Gene Ontology annotation, biological process: chromatin organization. Gene Ontology annotation, cellular component: nucleus. The coding region runs from base 126 to 1217 and encodes 363 amino acids.